ACAAUCCCGUACCCACUCAGCCCUCCCUUUUGCCUUACCACCCUUCUCUCUUUACCCCUUCCCUACUCUAUCCCUCUCACCCCUUCCUCCGCCCUCUCUUUACCUCCACCGGCCCUGAACCGGAAGCUACCGCCCGUCGGCGGAACCUCUAACCCGCGGUUCCUCCGCAGGCUGCUCCGUACGAACCUGGCAAAUAUUAUAACAGUGUCUCUGACCCUUGAUGUACUAGUUACUGAGGCAACUUACUCGUAAAAAUUGUUGUGGGAUGCUCCAAUUUAUCAAGUCAAAGCUGAAAGUUAAUAGUGGGCUGCCAUGUCCAACCUCCUUCACCUUGAAAUGGCACAAGAACGAGAGCAAAAUCUCAUCAGUGACACAUCUGAUGGUGCAGAAUAUUUGUCAGUCCCUCCUCCUCCUCCCCUCCCUCCACCCUUUCUGUCCCCUCCUUCUGAACCAUCACGAAAUAAAUUAUACCAGAUUCUUGCUCAAGACCGAUUACCAGUAACUGGAGACCGGAAAGAGGUGAAGAUGCUGGUCCAGAGCAGACCUAACAGUUUCAAAAAAGAUUUGCAAUGGCUCCUUAUUAAUAAAUACGUACCCUCGCUGAUCCAGGAUGGUCCACAGUGUGGACUGGUGGCUCUGUGGAUGGCCGGACAUUUGCUGAACAUGUGUGAGGUACAGGGUCUGAAGGAGAUAGUGGACUGUGCGAAGGCCAGAGGGUAUACUGCUCAGGGAGAGAUGUUUUCAGGUGCAAACAUGGUGAAACUGGCCGAGGAAGUUUUCCAGUGUCAUGCUGAUCUCCUCAAUAAUGGCUUAAUGGGAACUAACAAAGCCAGAAUAAUGCAGCAUCUCUUUGCUGGUUAUCCUGUAUUAGUACCGUAUGAUGAAGACUUCAAUCAUGAGCCCUGUCUGCGCAAAGGGCAUAAAGCUCACUGGGCAGUAAUUUCAG
Molecule: messenger RNA, 946 nt
Organism: Rhincodon typus (whale shark)
Lineage: Eukaryota; Metazoa; Chordata; Chondrichthyes; Orectolobiformes; Rhincodontidae
Gene: actmap
Product: chromosome unknown C19orf54 homolog
Exons: 6
Source: RefSeq, a predicted model, not a curated record